AUGUCUCAGGAGCCAUUGCCAGCUCACGUGCCAGUAGUAACAUAUGACUUGCAUACAGCAGAGACCAAAACGGCAUCAUGUGCCAUUUCACCUCAGAUGGAAUUAUCUCCUUUUUACUUGCUCACUGUAAGAAUAAUACGAAUGAGAAAUCUCCGUCGAGCAGAUGCGUUAAGUCAUUCUGAUUGCUAUGUCAGCCUAUGGUUACCAACAGCUGCAUGUGAAAAGAUUCAUACCAAAGCUGUCAAUGACUGCAAGAACCCAGUGUGGAAUGAAACCUUCUUCUUCAGGAUCCAGAGUCAGAUCAAGAACGUGCUGGAACUCAGUGUCUAUGAUGAGGACGUUGUUACCCCAGACGAUCACCUCCUCACUGUAUGCUUUGAUGUAGCUAAGCUUCCACUUGAAGAAAGAGUUCUUAUGUACUUUAAGACAGAUCCAAAGGCACAGGAGGAACUAGAGGUAGAAUUUACCUUGGAGACCACUUCAGUACCUCCAGAAGCCAUCAUUACUAAUGGAACACUAGUGUCUCGUGCACUUUGCUGUUUGGAAGUUCAGGUGAAUGAGAAAAAGCAACCUAAAUCAAAGAAAGACCUCUCCUUUACAGUGAAAGGUUCCUAUGAAGGAACACAGGAUCUUACAUUGGGCCCCAAUGCCAUGAUUAGCCCUUCAAAUCCUACCAAGUUCCACUACAUCAAGUGUAUGGAGCCAACACUGAAUGUUAUGCUCCCGAAGAAGAAACAUUAUAAUGCUCGUACUUGUACCUACACUGUAAACAAGGGCUCCCCAAUUGUGAUGCUGAAUUCACUUCCCAUGGGAGAGAGAGUAACAGUAGCAGAGGAGAAAAGAUUUGAUUUGAAUGUGAAGGCAGAAGACUGUUAUUGUUCCUGCCCAGAAGACCUAGACGUGCGCUUAGGGUAUGACCUGUGUGCAGAGGAGAAGGAUUUCCUGUGUAAAAGAAAGAAGUAUGUUGCUGCUGCCCUGAAAAACGUUCUCCAGCUAGAGGAGGACUUGCAGGAUCAUGAGAUUCCAGUGGUGGCUAUCAUGACAACAGGCGGCGGAAUGAGAUCAUUCACAACAACAUAUGGCAGUCUAUUGGGUCUCAAGAAAUUAAAUGUUUUAGACUGUGCAACAUACCUGAGUGGUUUGUCCGGAACAACAUGGACCAUGUCAAACUUGUAUGAAGAUGCUUAUUGGUCGCAGAAGGAUCUAGAUGAGAAAAUCCGUGAAGCCCAGAAAUGUGUGACUAAAUGCAAGAGCAAUUGUUUCUCUAUGGAGCGCAUGAAAUAUUUUAACCAGCAGUUGUGUCAGCGUAAACAAGAGGGAUACAGGACAACAUUUAUAGAUCUGUGGGGGCUGAUCAUUGAGUAUAUUUUGCAUGAUGGGAAAGACAACCAUAAGCUCUCGGACCAGCAGGAAGCAUUGAGUGAGGGUCAGAACCCAUUGCCCAUCUAUGUGGCAAUCGGUGUCCGGGACAAAUAUAGCACUCUAGAUUUCAAAGAAUGGGUUGAGUUCACUCCCUAUGAGGUGGGAUUUCUGAAAUACGGAGCAUUUAUUCGCUCGGAGGAUUUUGGAAGCGAGUUCUUUAUGGGACGUCUGUUAAGGAGGUUCCCUGAAACCCGGAUCUGCUACCUUCAUGGCAUGUGGAGCAGUAUAUUUUCCCUGAACCUGCUAUACAUCUGGAGUUUGUCCAACAGUUCAGAGGACUUCUGGCACAGGUGGACUCAAGAUAGAAUAAUUGAUAUCGAGGAAGAGCCUAUGUUACCUACAAGGCCGCAUGAGAUGCAUAGUCACGUGUUAAUUCCUUCAGGCCCUUUUUCCAGUGCUAUUCGAGAUACUUUAACAGAUCGUCUAUCAGUUGCUCAAUAUCACAAUUUCCUAAAGGGCUUCCAGAUGCACAAUGACUACCUCGGGAAUGAGAAUUUUUUUAGAUGGAAAGAUACUGUGUUAGACGCUUCUCCCAAUCAACUGAGCCAACAACCAGAUCUCCUGGGCAUGGUAGAUGCUGGAUUUUUCAUCAAUACCAGCUGCUUACCACUUUUAAGGCCAGAGAGGAAAGUGGAUGUCAUCCUGCAUUUAAGUUACAGUGCAGGAUCACAGACAUUGCCUCUGGACCAGGCCUGUAAGUACUAUGCAGAGCAGAAAAUCCCAUUCCCCAAAGUUUUCCUGAGCGAGGAAGACAGGAAAAAUCUAAAGGAAUGUUACCUGUUUCAAGAUUCAGAAACACCAGGAAGCCCUAUUGUGGUGUUUUUCCCACUUGUGAAUGACACCUUCCGAUAUUAUAAAGCACCUGGUGUGAUACGCUGCAACUCAGAGAUGGAAGAGGGCAAAGUUGAUGUUACAAGUUCAUUUUCCCCAUAUAAUACAUACUCAGUCCAAUACACUGAUGAGAACUACCACCGACUGCUGAAUCUAAGUGAAUACAACAUCUUGAAUAACGCACACCUGAUUCUGCAGGCCUUGCAUACAAGCAUCGAACGGAAAAGACAACAUAAGAAAUAGACAUAAUCCAAAAUGCCUGUAUCUUCUGAGUUGAAUUUUUUUUGUAUUUCCCAGCACAUAGAAGGACCAAUUUUUUCUGAUGAUUGGUUAUUAUGCACCAUACAAGCUACUUAAUCUGGCUACCUCUGUGGAUUCUCUUUCCCCUCUGUGAAAUAGAUGACUUAGAUGAUGAAUUUUGGUUAUCUAUGAAGACUUUAUUGAUACUUUGUUUCCUAACUAAUUUAAUUGCAGCAAAACUGUUUGAGGAAUAUUUUAAAAUUAUUCCAGAAAUCUAAUAAUGAUGUUUGUAAAUUGAAUGUAGUAUAAUUUAUGGCAUGUGGAAAAUAUAUUUUAAACCUUUUAAAAUGCAAAAGUAAACCAGACAAUUUAGGUGCCAUCACUGGGGGUGAGGAAUGGGAUAGGUUGAAUGAACGGUUUCUGCCCUUAUAACUUUCCUUCCCCUAGUGAAGAAGUCCACACCCGACUCUGCUGAGCCAAUGAGGAAAACAUGAGAUGCUCCUUUUCCUAUUUCAGAAUUCCCUCCCACUGCUGCUAGUCACAGAUUUUGAAGUUACACUGAAGCCAGGAGCAGGCCCCUGGAAGCAUUUAAGCAGAAGACAUGCACUCAGAAGUGGAGCAUAUAUACUGCAUAAAGUAAAGUAGCCACAAUAUGUAGGUGGCAUUUGAUCCCUGAUACUACUUUGUUUCAAAAACAGCAAGGACAAAUGCCCCACACAGUCAUACAAACAGGGCAGUGAAUGGCUUCUAAUGGUGUAAUGAGCCCUCAUAGACUUGCUUGAAUCAGACACAUAGGUAGAGUAGCAUCUUACAGAGUAAAACUCUGUUCCUGCUUCACCCUACUGGUAGCUUGUGGUGGGCAGCACCUGCAAAAAGAGUGGUGUUAGCAGACCUAUAUGUGGAACCAAGUCCCCACAACACUGAAAGGGCUCACCAGGGGGUUGCAUUAAAAAAAAUCUUUUUCCUUAACAAAAAAAAAAGUCUCUUUCUACUACUGUGAAAGCACCUGGUGUUAGCUGUAAAAUGACAAACAUACUGUAGCAGUUGUUGCAUUCCAAAAACAAACUAUGUUGACAGUAAUUCCCAUUUUACCGAUAAACUUUGUGUCUUGAUGCUGCAAGUCUACAGCUCAGGGCCCAGACAUCGCUUACUAAGAAUUCAGAGUUGUGAUCAAAUGUGUGGUUUUUGUUCUUUUCUGCAAUACUUGCUAUAGUAAGAUCACAAGCUUUAAUCUGAAAUAGGGUGCUGUGUGAAUGCCACAUCAGCAGCAGAAAUACCAUGCAUUUGAACUUCCAGUCUCUGUUGUGAAGGAAAUGACUGGUUGUUUUUAGCCAUAAUACUUGUGUCAUCACCAUUUGGGAUGAAAUGUUAGUUAUAAGCAAUAUUUCAUGUUUUUGUAUGUUGCACAAUAAAGGGUUGUUUGCAAAAAGUAAAAUCAGUCUCUGCUGAUAUAUUCAACUGAUACA
Molecule: messenger RNA, 3959 nt
Organism: Pelodiscus sinensis (Chinese soft-shelled turtle)
Lineage: Eukaryota; Metazoa; Chordata; Testudines; Trionychidae
Product: cytosolic phospholipase A2 epsilon
Biological process (GO): glycerophospholipid catabolic process
Cellular component (GO): cytosol
Molecular function (GO): calcium-dependent phospholipid binding; calcium ion binding
Source: RefSeq, a predicted model, not a curated record